Messenger RNA from Phyllostomus discolor (pale spear-nosed bat), 4069 nucleotides. It is a transcript of the gene LEPROT, whose product is annotated as leptin receptor overlapping transcript. NCBI's taxonomy places the organism in Eukaryota, Metazoa, Chordata, Mammalia, Chiroptera, Phyllostomidae. Gene Ontology annotation, cellular component: endosome. The coding region runs from base 55 to 450 and encodes 131 amino acids. The transcript is spliced from 4 exons. The record is from RefSeq and is a predicted model, not a curated record. Gene Ontology annotation, biological process: late endosome to vacuole transport via multivesicular body sorting pathway; negative regulation of growth hormone receptor signaling pathway.
GGGCGGGGUCUGUGGCAGGAAGCCGGAAGCAGCCGCGGCCUCAGCUUGGGAGACAUGGCGGGGAUUAAAGCUCUUGUGUUAUUAUCCUUCAGUGGGGCUAUUGGACUGACUUUUCUUAUGCUGGGAUGUGCCUUAGAAGAUUAUGGUGUGUACUGGCCCCUGUUCGUCCUGGUAUUUCACACCAUCUCUCCCAUUCCCUAUUUCAUUGCCAAGAGAGCAACAUAUGACUCUGAUGCAACAAGCAGUGCCUGUCGGGAGCUGGCCUAUUUUUUCACUACUGGAAUCGUUGUUUCUGCCUUUGGAUUUCCUGUUAUUCUUGCUCGAGUGGCUGUGAUUAAAUGGGGAGCCUGUGGCCUUGUGCUGGCUGGCAAUGCGGUCAUUUUCCUCACGAUUCAAGGUUUUUUCCUUGUGUUUGGAAGAGGAGAUGAUUUUAGCUGGGAGCAAUGGUAGCACUACAUUCUGAUAAUAUGCAUUUAAUUCCUUAAAACUCAUACUUUAUGUAUGUAUGUGCACAUGUGGCCUUUUACUAUGAAAUUUAAUAUGCUGGGGGGUUUUAUACUUUAUAUCAUGUUCACUUUAAGGAGGACUACAUGUUUUAUUACCAGCAAAUAGAUCAGUCCAUUUACUCGAGUUGAAUCAUGCUGUCUGGCUGUUCACAUAGUCAUGGUGCUCUCAGAAAAUAUAGUAGCACAGUCUCGUAGACAGUUGCCUGUGUAUGCAGUGCAUCUACACCUUUUACCUGGGGAUGUGCUUGGAUAGGAGCAGUUCUCAGUUCUGCUCAGGACUUCCAAGAUACACGUGGCCCCGAGACAGCGGUGGCCCCUCUUUGCGUGGUGGACCCUCGCUUCACAAAGCGUUGUCCAUAUACCAAGAGCACCAGAAUCGCCUAGGUGCUUAUUGCAAAUGCAGAUCCUGAGGCCCCACCCCAGACCCAAGGGGACUGGAUGGAAAGUGCUGUCAUAGAGGACUAAGCAUCACACACAGCUUCCUUUUCUUUCCAUUUGCUGUACCCCUUAACCUCUCUGGGUGUUAGCUGCUCAUUUGUAAUUGUUUCACCUGCUUUCAUGUUGAGGCCUAAUUCAGGCUCUGUUUGGUAUUUGCAAAAUGUCCAAACCUGUAAUACAUAGGCCGUUCCUCAUAUUUAUGAAUUGCUCUCAGUAGGGAACAGCUAGACAUGCCUUUGCCCUGUCUGAACGGCAGUGGCUGUUUUCCCAGUGCUCGGGGACACAAUAGCCUCAGAGCUCCCUGGGCCACAGGGAGGGAGGCCAAGCUGGAACCAGUCCCUGCCUUAGCAGGAUGAGGUAGACUAGAGAGGUAAUUCUGUUUAAUUCCCCUUUAUAAUCUGACACUUCUGCCCGCUCCUUCCUGUGCUGCUCCUCCCCCACCCUCAAACACACACUCCCGGCGGUUCUGAUUCGUCCUUGCUCCUUAGUGACUCUGGUUCCUCCUUUCUAUAAAGACAUGGAACCAAGUAAGCAAGCAGAGGGUGAGCUGCUAAAUUUUACUUAUAUGUUAAUGUACUCGUUGUUUAUGUCCUGCGGGACUUUUUAUAUAUAUAACACUUUGGCCACUUUUAAUGAAUUAUUAGGAAUACAUGUCAUUCUGGAUCCUAUAAUCACACUUUUCUUGCUCGACUUUAUGUUCAAGACAUACUGGGAAGGGGAAAUAUGGGAAUUAGAACCACUUGAUCAGAAUAGUAUAAGCAGUGAUUUUAGAAUACUGUUAAUGUGUGAUAACUGAUGUACAUUUAAAACACCGAGCCCUUUAAGUUUGUAUCUGAAUAAUUAGCAUACCCCUUCAUAUUCUGGAAUCAUACUAGAGGAGAUAAAAGUGAUACCUACAAGGACAGUAUACAAAGUUUUAUUUUGACCUUGUGCAUGAUUUUAUGUUUUCAGUGUUCUAUGUACAUACAGAAUUGUUGAAGUUAUUUCUAAUAUUUAUAUUAGAAAAAUUAUAUAGACACUUUAUAAUUUCAACCAGCAUUUUAAUAACACUUGCAUUUAUUGUAUUGUAAUAAAUUUUACUUUAAACACAAAAGGAAAGUUUAAUUUUAAAAGUCUUUAUUCCGAUGUAGCCUAAACUAAAAGAUAACAAAAAGUGAGAAUUUCUUGGUAUUGUGAAAGGGGCAGUUUUGAGUGCUGAUCUGUCCUGCAAUAGGAUAAUAGCAAUAAGAUUUAAGAUUCCAUUUUAAAUGUCUAGUUGGCUUAUAAUAGCUUUUCUUUUCCUAAGAUGGAAAUAGUGUUUAAUUUAUACUACCUUUUACAAAAAUGUCUUUGUUGCUUAUACACAUUUCAAAUAACCAAGGUAGCCUUAAUGUGCAGCCUUAAAGCAUUGCCUCUUGAUGAUAUAAAACACUUUCAUAUAGAAUAUUUGUAGCCAUUCCCUAGUAAUGUAAUGGUUUGUCGAAGUGGUAGAUUACUGGAUUUGCUGUAUGUCUGAAAACAGAGACGUUUAUUCUGAAGUGCCUACCUAUCAUUUAAGUAAUAAAUGUCAAUAGGAAGAUUUGCUCUAGAUGAAUGUGCAAUACAGCAGUUUCAUCUUGGUGACAAAAAUGUUGGGCACUUUUUUUCCUUAUAAAUAUUUUUUUUUAAUAUAUAUAUCAUAGAAUAUAUUUUGGAGAUUCAAAGUACAUUGAUUACAUUCUAAAACUGAGAUUAUACAUAAAGAAUUGCCUAUAAGUAGGUAAUCUUAUAAAAGGAUUCUCUAUCACAUUCCAAACAGUUGGCUUACAGGUAUAUUUUGGAACACUUUUCCCACAGAGACGAUGUCAUACAUUAGUGGUUGAGUCCCCAGGGUAAGCCUUCUGUGUUGAAGUAAACCCUAAAGGAGCUAGCUGACCUUGGUACCUGCCUGAGAUUUGGGUCCAGGUAACGAGAUGUGAAUAGUUUGGAGGAAGGAAAGUACAAAUUUCUCUCUUUUCCAAAGAACAGGGUCUGUCUUGUUUUUGCAGCCCUUUCUAAUCCCUAACACCCUUAGGGGACAGGUAAACCCCUGUGAGGUUUGCUGGCCUCCUCUCCCGGAUCAGCCCCUCCUCCUAGCCUGCCCCACCUCUUCAGGUUUUUCAUAUUCCAGAAUUACCCGCUUCUUAUUACCAAUCAGUUUUCUCAGUAUAACUGAUACCAUGUGGGGAUAAGAAGACAAUCAUCUGAUCAAACUCCUUCCGAGAAAGAAUGAAUGACUUGGGAUCAACUUCCCCACAUCUGAAACUCACAAAUACCUGCACUGCACCAUUGCCACACAGUGCUGCUGCUGCUGCAUCCUUACCAGGGCACGCCUCGGGACCCAGUGGCUUCCACAGAAAAUGGCGAUGCUGCAAAGUCCAGUGGAGAAAGCAGUCCCCCAGUUGGUAGAAGAAGAUAAUGUUUGGGGGCAGGGGCAACUCUGUCAUAUCUCAUCUCUUCUUCAGGGUGAGUUCUCAGCUGGUCCUACUUGUCAGAGUUGUUUCUUUUCCUCUACUUAUCAACCCACAAAUUUUUCUUACCAUCUCCUCAAGGUAUCUUCACCUCCGGGGUAUCUUCUUCAUGAAGACUCUUCUAGAGUAUAGCUGAAGUGUUUCAUUACAUGAAUAACAUUCCUGUGCUCUCAAGGAAAUGCUUAGAUGUCACAAAAAUGUGUUCUUUCAAAGUUUACAAAAUUUAUAUUUUGCACCAUAAGGUAACCAGAAUAUUUAUGAAGAUGCUAGCAUUUUCCAAGCACAGUAAUUGGUUUUCAACUGGGAGAUAGUAAUUUUAUAGGUGAAUAUAAAUUGUGCAAUUGAAUUCUCUUGCCAUUCCUCCUUAUGAGUACCUUAUUUGCAAAAAUUCUCAUAUUAAAUAGCUCAUGACUUAACAAUCUGCUUGUAAGUGGCCAUAACGCUGGAGGAGAGCAGUGAUGUGUGUGACCCCACACAUGAUGUGAAAGAUCCCAAGACUGCUUUUUGUUUUUAAAUCAGUAGUUUGCCCUGCCAGAUAGAUAGGUCAGAGGUUAUUUCUGAUAAUCUCUUAUUGGGGGCAAGGCUUCUAAUUAAAAUUCUUUUAGGUAAUUGAGGGAAGGGGGCAGACGUUUCUCUAUCCUGCAGGGUCUCAGUUAA